CAAGAGCGCACUGAGACAUGCACAAACACACUUUAGCUGUGUCUCCAUAGUGACCGGCUUCGCUGCCCCAGCUUGGGGAGGAAAUGCCAAACUCAGUGCUUCAGAGUCGCUCCACCAGAAAGACACAAACACACACACAAACACACACACACACACACACAGAGCUCUAUUCUAAUCCUCUGUCCGGCCAAGGCGGAGAAAACCUCUCCUCAUCUUAUCACUGUGCUACCUCCCUCUGUCCAUUCUCUUCCUGUCCCUCUACCUCCCUCCCCCUCUCGCUCUGCCUCACUAUCUCUCUGCCUCUCUCCCCUGCCAGUGGCAAGUUCAUUGAAGUAGACAACAGAGAGAUGAAAGAGAAGAACCACUGGCAAACGCCGGUGACCAUCAUCAUCACUGUGAUUGGCGUCAUAGCGAUUGUUGCCCUGGUGACCGUAGCAGUUUUGCAGAACAGGCCCCUCCCUCAAAAAUACAAGUAUGGGAUUGUUUUGGACGCCGGCUCCUCCCACACAGCUCUGUAUAUCUAUGAGUGGCCAGCUGAGAAGGAUAACAACACUGGAAGAGUUGAACAGACGCAUUCCUGCAAAGUCAAAGGUCCAGGUAUCUCCAGCUAUGCGUCUGCUCCCUGGAAAGCAGGGGAGUCUCUGCGAGCAUGCAUGCAGGAGGCCGAGCAGUGGGUGCCCGGAAAAAGACAUCACGAGACGCCUCUUUAUCUGGGGGCUACUGCUGGAAUGAGAUUGCUGAAUAUGGAGAACAGCUCGGCUUCAGACAAGGUCUUUCAGGCUGUGGGGGACGCCUUGCAAAAGUCCCCCUUUUCCUAUGAGGGAGCAAGAAUACUCAGCGGCCAGGAGGAGGGCGCUUUCGGCUGGGUCACCGUCAACUACUUGGAUGACCGCCUCAAACAGGGCCUGGAAACCACAGGCGCCCUUGACCUUGGUGGGGCCUCCACUCAGAUUAGCUUUGUUUCCGAUAAUUAUGACGGUUCAGAGUCGCCAAGAAACUCGGUGACCUUCCGACUCUAUGGAAAUGACUAUAACCUGUACACCCAUAGCUUUUUAUGUUACGGGAAAGACCAAGCCCUUCGAAUGAUGCUGGCACACCAGACUCAGGCAGGUCCAGCAGCAGUACUAGAUCCCUGUUUCCACCCUGGUUUCACUGAGACAAGGAACUACUUAGACCUUUAUGACAGCCCCUGCGUGUCAGACAGGAAACCCCAAGGAGCUCCUGCUGACUUCAAUCACACAGGGAAAGGAAACUUCUCACAAUGCCAGGAAGCCGUCAAAAAUGUCUUCAACUUUACUGACUGCAAAUACAGCCGGUGCUCUUUCAAUGGGGUCUUCCAGCCACUUCUGCAGGGACCAUAUGGGGCAUUCUCUGCUUACUACUUUGUGAUGAACUUCCUAAACCUGACCGACACAUCCGUCCCUCUGGAAUCUGUCAGAGAAAAGCUAACAAGCUACUGCGCUACCCCUUGGAGUCAGAUAACGCAGCAGCAUAAGGGCGUUAAAGUGAAGUAUCUGGCUGAGUACUGUUUCUCCGGCACGUACAUCCUCACCCUGCUGACAGAAGGAUACAACUUCACCUCAGAGAGUUAUUCCAAAAUAAAAUUCAUCAAAAAGAUUAAAGGCAGUGAUGCCGGCUGGACGCUCGGCUACAUGUUGAAUCUGACCAAUAUGAUUCCAGCUGAGGCUCCUGACUCUCCCCCUCUGCCCCACGCCGGCUACGUCUCCAUAGUCACCGUCAUCGCAUUACUGCUUUUCAUCCUCUCCAUCCUCUUCAUCCUCAGCCUGCGGUCUCUAUGGCCCUGCUGCUCCAAACAGAUCGUAUAAACACGCACACAGAUGUAUAUAUGAGUGACGGCGAAGGAGGAAAUGUCUGUGAGGGCUUGAGGGGGUUUGUUGAUGCGCUCUUCGACCAGUUUGUGAAUCAGAUAGUCAACUUUACACUUUCCAGCUU
This is a messenger RNA of Plectropomus leopardus (leopard coralgrouper), 1953 nucleotides long. RefSeq names its product ectonucleoside triphosphate diphosphohydrolase 1 (gene entpd1). The record is from RefSeq and is a predicted model, not a curated record. Gene Ontology annotation, biological process: nucleoside diphosphate catabolic process. Lineage: Eukaryota; Metazoa; Chordata; Actinopteri; Perciformes; Serranidae. Gene Ontology annotation, cellular component: plasma membrane. Gene Ontology annotation, molecular function: ribonucleoside triphosphate phosphatase activity; UDP phosphatase activity; GDP phosphatase activity.